Molecule: messenger RNA, 204 nt
Organism: Fusarium venenatum
Lineage: Eukaryota; Fungi; Ascomycota; Sordariomycetes; Hypocreales; Nectriaceae
Biological process (GO): mitochondrial respiratory chain complex IV assembly
Cellular component (GO): mitochondrial intermembrane space
Source: RefSeq, a predicted model, not a curated record
AUGGCAAAAUACCUUUCAUGCAUGAAAAAGGUGCGAGGCAUGAAUGACGACGAAUGCCGCAACCUGGCAAAAGCAUACCUUUCAUGCAGAAUGGACAGAAACCUGAUGGCCAGGGACGAUUUCAAGAACCUUGGCUUUGCACAAUCUCCACCGCCUUCAACUGAAAAGGCGGCGCCAGAAGCUGAAAAGGGUGUCAGGGAAUAA